Arvicanthis niloticus (Nile rat) is the source of this 5884-nucleotide messenger RNA. RefSeq names its product acyl-CoA synthetase long chain family member 6 (gene Acsl6). The record is from RefSeq and is a predicted model, not a curated record. Gene Ontology annotation, molecular function: long-chain fatty acid-CoA ligase activity. Lineage: Eukaryota; Metazoa; Chordata; Mammalia; Rodentia; Muridae. Gene Ontology annotation, biological process: long-chain fatty acid metabolic process. Gene Ontology annotation, cellular component: endoplasmic reticulum; membrane.
CUCUUUCCCUGGGCUCCACAGGCCCUGGAAAGGGAGACUGGUUCUAGCAGGAUCAGCUCCACCACCUCCUCAGUGCCCGGAGCCUGCUGGAAAGAGAUUGCCCUCUCACUUCUGGAGAAGAUGCAGACCCAGGAGAUCCUGAGGAUCCUGCGGCUGCCUGAGCUAUCAGACUUGGGCCAGUUUUUCCGCAGCCUCUCAGCUACCACCCUCGUGAGUAUGGGUGCAUUGGCUGCCAUCCUUGCCUACUGGCUCACCCACCGGCCAAAGGCCUUGCAACCACCAUGCAACCUCCUGAAGCAGUCGGAAGAAGUGGAGGACAGUGGUGGAGCCCGGCGAUCUGUGAUUGGGGGUUGUACACAGUUGCUUACCCACUAUUAUGACGAUGCCCGGACCAUGUACCAGGUGUUCUGCCGUGGGCUUAGCAUCUCAGGAAACGGACCCUGUCUUGGCUUCCGGAAGCCAGAACAACCUUACCAGUGGCUGUCCUACCAAGAGGUGGCCAAAAGGGCUGAAUUUCUGGGCUCGGGACUUCUCCAGCAUGACUGUAAAGUGGGCACAGAGCAGUUCAUUGGUGUUUUUGCACAAAAUCGGCCAGAGUGGAUCAUUGCUGAGCUGGCCUGCUACACGUAUUCUAUGGUGGUGGUACCACUCUAUGACACCCUGGGCCCAGGGUCUAUCAGCUACAUCAUCAAUACAGCGGACAUCUGCAUCGUAAUCGUGGAUAAACCCCACAAGGCUAUACUUCUGCUGGAGCACGUGGAGAGGAAGGAGACGCCGGGCCUCAAGCUGGUCAUCCUCAUGGAGCCAUUUGAGGAUUCCCUGAAAGAGAGAGGAAAGAAGUGCGGGGUGGAAAUCAAGUCCAUGCAGGCUAUAGAGGACUGUGGCCAAGAGAAUCAUCAUGCCCCCGUGCCUCCACGGCCCGAUGACCUCUCCAUCGUGUGUUUCACAAGUGGUACAACAGGGAACCCCAAAGGUGCGAUGCUCACCCAUGGGAACGUGGUGGCCGAUUUCUCAGGCUUUCUGAAAGUGACAGAGAAAGUGAUCUUUCCGAGACAGGACGAUGUGCUCAUCUCCUUCCUGCCUCUGGCUCACAUGUUUGAGAGAGUGAUCCAGUCUGUUGUCUACUGCCAUGGAGGGCGUGUGGGCUUCUUCCAGGGAGACAUCCGCCUCCUCUCUGAUGACAUGAAGGCUCUCCGCCCCACCAUCUUCCCUGUGGUCCCACGGCUGCUGAAUCGGAUGUAUGACAAGAUCUUCCACCAGGCAGACACCUCACUAAAGCGCUGGCUCCUGGAGUUUGCAGCAAAGCGCAAGCAGGCUGAGGUCCGGAGCGGAAUUAUCAGAAACAAUAGUAUCUGGGAUGAACUCUUCUUUAAUAAGAUUCAGGCCAGUCUUGGUGGGCAUGUGAGGAUGAUUGUCACUGGAGCAGCCCCCGCAUCACCAACAGUCCUGGGAUUCCUACGAGCAGCUCUGGGGUGCCAGGUCUAUGAAGGUUAUGGGCAAACUGAAUGCACAGCUGGGUGUACCUUCACAACGCCAGGGGACUGGACAUCAGGGCACGUAGGGGCACCUCUGCCCUGCAACCACAUCAAGCUGGUCGAUGCAGAGGAACUCAACUACUGGACCUGCAAAGGAGAAGGAGAGAUAUGUGUGAAAGGACCAAACGUCUUCAAAGGCUACUUAAAAGAUGAAGACAGGACGAAGGAGGCCCUGGACAGCGACGGCUGGCUUCACACUGGAGACAUUGGGAAAUGGCUGCCGGAGGGAACGCUUAAAAUCAUCGAUCGGAAAAAGCACAUAUUUAAACUUGCUCAGGGGGAAUACGUUGCGCCAGAGAAGAUUGAGAACAUCUACAUCCGGAGUGAACCUGUGGCGCAAAUCUAUGUCCACGGGGACAGCUUAAAGGCCUUUCUGGUUGGCAUUGUCGUGCCUGACCCUGAAGUCAUGCCUUCCUGGGCUCAGAAGAAAGGAAUCGAAGGGACCUAUCAGGAACUCUGCACAAAUAAGGAAUUGAAGAAAGCCAUUCUGGAUGACAUGGUGAUGUUGGGGAAAGAGAGUGGACUGCAUUCUUUUGAACAGGUUAAAGCCAUUUAUAUCCAUAAUGACAUGUUCUCAGUUCAAAAUGGCCUGCUGACACCUACACUGAAGGCUAAGAGACCCGAGCUGAGAGAGUACUUCAAGCUGCAAAUAGAAGAGCUCUACUCAGUGUCCAUGUGAAGUUCAAGGAUGUCUUUCUCAGUCCAACGAACUUUGCAGCAAUAUUAUAGUUGUUCUUGAGAGAAAGGAGUCAGAAUGCCACAGCUCAAAGUGAACAAGCACCUGAUUUUUGCAACUGAGCCUUUCCUGACCCGAGAAGUCUCUAACAAUAUUUUCUCUACCAUCACCGAGUACACUUUAUUUUUAUUAAAUGAUAUUGUAGCAAGCUGCUAAAAAAUUAUCGCAAAUGGUAAUGUAAAAAAAAACAAAUCAAGACACUUUCUCAAGAACUGUGUACCACUAAAAGUAAUAUAUUCUCAAUGUUCACAGAAUUCCAUUAAACAUAAAGAAAAAACAUAACUGAUAUAUUGUACUUAAUUAUUCGUGGAAUAAUAACCAGAUAUAGUGAAAGUCUAGGCAAUGUGGUCUACCUCAUUAAAUAACUGUCAACAAUCACAGUUAGAUCAGACCUAAAACUUAAAGCAAGGUGUAGGAAGUCACAUCAAAACAAAGCAUGAUCGUUCCCAUGUGGCCUGACUCCCAUCCUCUGAUGGGAGCACCUUUGCCGAUGCAAAAGCCUCCUCACUGACUUUUACUUUUUUUUUUUUUUUCAUGAAAAGCGGAAACACAGCUGUUCUUAAAGCAAAUAUCAUAUCUAUUUAACAGCUCCCAUAGGUCUUUCAGUAAUUUUCUCAUUUAUCAAGCUCACUGAAAUAUUCGGAAUCUAUGUAAGUAUGGGUAGGGGUUACGUUCAUUACUUCUUACCAUAAGGAAGCUAAAAAGAUGUUUGUUGACUGUUAGCAGAUGGACUCUUGGCAAACAUUUAGGGGAAGGUUCUCAGUGAUUUCUCAGGGCGGGCAACAAUUCAUGUUCCUAUGUUUCUGCUGGAGUCUUUUCCUUUUCUAUUCUCAAUAUGUCUGUGCCAGGUCUGGGAAAUGCGAUAUGGCUGAAAUUGUGAACCACCUCGAUUUCUUUUCAUGUGAUAUCAAAGCAAAUGCGAGGAGGAACAGCUGCUAUUUCCAAAUAAAAUAACUCUUCAAUGACAUGGUACAAAGCACUUCUUCAAAAUUUCCCUAGAAAACUAUGGAAGCCCAACAUAGAGGAAUCCCUGCUAAUGGCAUAACUCCAUUCCUAGACUCUCCAGAUGCUCCUAUCAACCAUAAAACCUUAAUUGUAUCAUAUGUUUAAAUGCACCCUAAAUCUGGGUACCAAGAUUCUGAUGUCACCAAAAAGCCUCUGUACCAUGGACAGUGCAGUUCAAGUCAGCACUAUCAGUUGUGCACCCGAGGAGGGCAAGGUCCCUAGGGAAGUGCUUCUCUUCUGUGGAACAGGACUCUGAAAGUAUACAGAGAACUCAUGCAGGUCACGUGAUCUUCCCAAAUGUAUCUAUGAUUGGUGUGGCAGGACAAGAACUCCUUAGCUCUGAGGGAAAUCCAACUUACUUGUAAGUGAAUGUUCUCAGUCGGAAUCUGAAUCAUCACACAGGCCUGUUAGAUGGUCCCAACAGGCAUGCGAGUGAAUGUUCUCAGUCGGAACCUGCGUCCUCCAUCACACAGGCCUGUUGGAUGAUCUGCAUCAUUGAUCAUACACCUGUUCCAGUCAUGUUACGUCAUGACCUUAGCUUCAACUGAUGUAGUUAGUCAGGUACUUUAGUUUUUUAUACAUUCCUCGGACAUCAUCUCUCUGAAAACUCACUGUUGUACCUAUUGAUUUGACAUUGACUAAAUGAGCAAUUUCGUACACAUUAAUUUCUUUCACAGCAUGGAGAAGCAAAACCAGGGCCUUAUACAUGAUAGGCAAGUACUGUUCUGCCAAGCUCCACUCUCAGCCCUGUUUGCAUUAAAUCUGAAUUUAAUUCAUUCCUGGUGAGACAAAUAACACAUAGAAAGCCACAUCUGAAAAGCACUGGCUUUUAAAAUAUUUAAUGUAUGUUCAAUGAAUUAAAAUUGAACGUCAUUACCUGAAUUAGAUAUCUAUAUUAUUUUAAGGGCAAGGAGUUUUGCAUUUCAAAUUUUAAAAUCUGUUUUCCACUGUCCUUCUACUUGACUAAAACCCCAUAGUUGACUUUGAUUCCAACAGUGUUUUGAGCAGUGCAGUUUUAGGCAAAAGAUUUUAAAAACUACCCUCAUUCCAUCUGUGUCUCACUGUAGUUAGGUGUGAUUAAUUAUAGACAAGCUUUGUUUAUUGUUUGUUUUUUUGAAAGAUUUUAUGUUUCUGUUGAACUUCACAAUCUGUGUGGAAACCAUCGCACUUAAUGGGAGGAUACGAAUGUGCUCAGAAAGUUAACAGUGGGCCUUAAAUGCAUCCCAUGCCCUCUUCCUCCUCUGCAGAGUACUACCUAUUACAAGAAAGAAAUGAAAAGGCAUGAAUCAGUGGAAAAAUCCCUCUUGCUUCAGACUUCCCGAUUUUAUCUCAGGGGAUGAAAAAUAAGUUUGUGUUUCUCUUUAACCGAUAUAGGGAAAAGGCUAAAUGCUUAAGACUUGUCAUGAUCCCGAUGGCCACCAUUUAAAGUCUAGAGACCACGGAGACUUGGUUCCUUUAUCAUAAAUACGUUCUUAAAUGUUUGGCACUUUUAUCUAUUUGUUACUAAAAUGUAUUGCUAAUUCUCACAUUAUUUUUUCUUUGGACAAACUAACCCUGCUAGAGUAAGCUAUAAAACAGACAUAUAUAUCUCCCCAAUUUGCCACAAAAGAUGUCUUUCUACAUAGUAUUGAGACUUCCCCUCCAGAAGGCAGAGAUUGGCCAGGUGUGGCAUAGAAGCCUAGCUCCAUGUACUAGGAUCUCAAACUCAGAGGUCCAAGGAGUAGCCAUACCCUGCCUUCCUCACAAGUCUAAGGGGAAAAAAAUCUCUACUGGGAGUUUUACAGUCAUUUAGCCAUUUAAAAUCAGCACUUAAAGUUAGAUUGCAUUUCCCUUGAACCAAUGAUUAUUAAUUUUUCUGCCAUAAUAAAUAAGUUGUUCUUUAUUUUUCACAUGUAUUAAGCACAAGCCUGAUGCAGUUAUUUAAAAUACAAAAUACUAGAAAACCAAUGUAAAGAAUGAGAAAUUAUAUUUUUUGCAUGAAAAUAGACUGCUUACAAAUUUUCUUAAUAUCUCAGGACUAAAGAAUGAACGUUGUAUGUAAAAUUGGUAAAUUAUAAGUAGGUUGUAUUUUCUUGACAGUUUUUAUUUUAAGAAAACCCUACAAUGGGGGAGGGGGUCCUGAUAGUCUUAGGUUCUCUCUUAAGUAUGCUAGAUAAUCCUGCCUGUGAAUCCACAAAUCCUCCCAUGAGAAUGAGACCAGCAUCCAUAUGAGGACCAGUCCCCAGACGAGACCCUCUUCACUGAGAACACAUCAGUGGUUGUACUGCAGUACAAGCGUUUCUAAACCUAGUUCCAAACAUAGAGGGUUUUCACGAGGUAACAAUGCCACAGAAGCACUCACCUCUCUGCUCAUUUUACGUUUCUUUGUUAAAUCAUUGCAAUGAUUGCAUGGGAAAGGGGAAAUGGCUAUUUUUUUGAAGAAUUGCUUAUUCUACUUUCAAUUUUUGAAAAUCAAGGAAUUAAAAUAUUACUUUUUAAAUUUGCAUAGAUGUAUCUUAACUGUAAUUAUAUUUUCAUUUGCUUUGUUAUAACAGCAUGAACAGCAAAUACAAAAAUGCACUUACAGAAACUUUUGUAAAAAAAAAAAAUAAAGAUUUUUUUUUUUACU